Messenger RNA from Schizosaccharomyces cryophilus OY26, 480 nucleotides. RefSeq names its product acyl-CoA thioesterase. The transcript has a single exon. Gene Ontology annotation, molecular function: fatty acyl-CoA hydrolase activity. The coding region runs from base 1 to 480 and encodes 159 amino acids. The record is from RefSeq and is a predicted model, not a curated record. NCBI's taxonomy places the organism in Eukaryota, Fungi, Ascomycota, Schizosaccharomycetes, Schizosaccharomycetales, Schizosaccharomycetaceae.
AUGACUACUUAUCCUGGGAGUUCCAGAGUUCUGUCUUUUGUUCGCUCUGUUUGGCAAGACUUUAAAAACAGUAACGGGUUUGAUGCUUAUUUGCUUGGAGAUAUUCAGGUUCUCAGUGCUGUCCCUGGAUUCGUGGAAUGCUCAUUGAAAUUGGAAAACUACCAUUUGAACAGAAUGGGGAAUUUGCAUGGAGGAUGCAUUGCCGCCCUUACUGACUUGGGUGGAAGUUUGGCUCUUGCAAGUCGAGGAUUGUUUGUUUCUGGUGUUUCAAUUGAUAUGAAUCAGACAUUUCUGAAAAGUGGAGGAACUCUUGGUUCACAGAUUCUCUUUCAUGCCAAAUGUGACCGACUUGGUUCCAACAUUGCUUUUACGAGUGUUGACUUUUUAACCGAAACCCAGGAAACUUUUGCUAAGGGAAGACACACUAAAUUUGUUCGUAACGCUUUAAAUGACCCUAGAAACUCUCUCGACUUAAACUGA